GUUCACUUUCACUCGGACCGCGCUCGAUUUCUGCUAACUGCAGCCAUUCAGUUACCAGCUGGUCGCGUGCGCCUUAGCUGCUGCGGUGGUUACGACGAAAACAAAGUUGCGCUUUACAAACGGUAUCGGAAAUUUGCACAAUGAUCUGACACCAAGCAUGAACAUGAAAGAGCCAUGGCUGGCUAUACAACCAAGAGUUACCUAACAUUACUAUACCUGUUCACGUUCAUCGCAAUCGGUGAAAUAUUGUGUCAGGGUAGAGAUGCCACUGUAGCAAGACAACAGACUUCAUUGCCAAGAGCGCGCGCCAUACCUGUAGCAACUGUCAACGGAGGCCCGGCGGAAAACGCCAUUAACCGCCCGUCCAAAAAGCAGCAGCAGGAAGCCAUUUCCAAACAAACCACGCCGACUCCACCGGUCUCUAUCAAAGAGCUCUUCAACUCUUCGUCGUGUGUCGAACCUCCGUUCACGUGCCCUCAUCCGAGAAUCCAGUUUUACUUGUACACCAGGCUCACGCAGACUAAUCCCGACUUGUUGGAUGUGACCGACCCGGAAUCAUUGUAUAAAUCACAUUUCAACCCUAAACAUCCGGUUAAAAUUAUCAUACACGGCUUCCAAGGUGGCCGAAACUUGUCACCGAGUACAGAUCUCCGAGACGCUUAUUUUAAUCGGGGAAACUACAAUAUAAUUAUAGUGGACUAUUCAAGUUUAGCUCAAAUACCUUGUCUGAAUCAAGUAGAAUGGGCACCCAGAUUCUGUGGCAUGUGCAUUGCUCAACUAGCCAACUACUUAGCCGACCAUCCUCGAGGAGUUCCACCAGACAAGCUGCACAUGAUGGGGUACAGCGUGGGAGCUCACAUCGCAGGCUUAGCGUCCAAUUUUAUCAAUUCGGGAAAAAUUGGCCGAAUCACCGGUUUGGAUCCAACGAUCAUAUUCUACAUGAGUAACAAUCGAUCCAGGGAUCUCGAUCCCACAGACGCACAUUUUGUGGAUAUCAUACACACGGCGGCAGGCAUCUUAGGCCAGUGGGGCCCUAGCGGACACGCCGAUUUCUAUGUAAACGGCGGUACUUCGCAGCCCGGUUGCGCCAGCGAUAGCAUCAUACAGACGCUAUCGUGCGAUCACACUAAAGUUACGCCGUAUUUCAUCGAAUCGAUCAAUUCCAACACCGGAUUCUGGUCAAUACCGUGUGCUAACCGGUUUUAUUUCAAUUUGGGCCUUUGCAAUCCACCGGAGUCCGAGUACGUUUUGAUGGGCGAACACGUGACACACAAAGCCCGUGGUAUUUAUUACUUGAACACAAACGCGAAAAAACCUUACGCCAGAGGCUUCCCCAAAAAGUGAUCGUCGCCAAACGAACCGCAGCCCCCAAUCUAUUAUACACAUACGAACGAACGAAGGCCUAGUCAAAUAAUAUUUUAUUAUUAUUGUUUUUGCAAUACGCACUGAUACAAUCAUCGGAUCCCUUUAUUGAUAAUUGUAUUGUAUUGCGCGUGUGCGAAUAACCUAAUGAGUAAUGUGUAUGCUUUCGUAUAGUUUUUACGCGGACGGUGAAUGUUUCAAGUUUCUUGUGAUCAUAGAUAAUUUUGUAAAUAAUUGUCGGUGUAUAAAAUAGACGAAUUAUUACAGUAUA
Melanaphis sacchari is the source of this 1633-nucleotide messenger RNA. RefSeq names its product inactive pancreatic lipase-related protein 1-like. Lineage: Eukaryota; Metazoa; Arthropoda; Insecta; Hemiptera; Aphididae. Gene Ontology annotation, biological process: lipid metabolic process. The record is from RefSeq and is a predicted model, not a curated record. The coding region runs from base 175 to 1344 and encodes 389 amino acids. The transcript has 8 exons. Gene Ontology annotation, molecular function: lipase activity.